AUGGCUUACGAGGCCAGCAUCGACGAUGAAGGCAUGGGCAUCGCCGACACAGAGGAAUCGAACACCAACGCAAAUGAAUACAUCGAUGGCAUACACGUCACUGUCGAAUACCCUGCAAAAGAUGCUGUCGCCGAGCACCACGCACCCACCAGCCACAACCGAGCCUCGCUCACCAUGGAAGGAGACGAAAGCAGAGAAGGAGGGGAUAUGUACCCUCAGCUCACCGGUGCCAUAGAGGCCGCCGGAGGCAAGGGAAAGCCGGCGGAUCCGGCGGCAGAACCGCAACCGCCUCGGAGUCGCCCUUGCGAAGAGUCGGGAAGAAACGAGAGGUAA
Molecule: messenger RNA, 333 nt
Organism: Miscanthus lutarioriparius
Lineage: Eukaryota; Viridiplantae; Streptophyta; Magnoliopsida; Poales; Poaceae
Source: the annotation of a GenBank genome assembly